GUGUGUGUGUGUGUGUGUGUGUGUGUGUGUCUAUAAAUCCACACCCAUUUUUAACCAGAAACGUCCAGAAUACAUUUCUAACAAGAGCACUGGCCAAGACAGCUCCUUCUGAGAGAUUCUCUAGAAGACAUGAUGCUACACUCAGCUUCAGCUCUCUGCCUAUUACUCGUCACAGUUUCUUCCAACCUUGCCAUUGCAAUAAGAAAGGAAAAGAGGCCUCCUCAGACACUCUCAAGAGGAUGGGGAGAUGACAUCACUUGGGUACAAACUUAUGAAGAAGGUCUCUUUUAUGCUCAGAAAAGUAAGAAGCCAUUAAUGGUUAUUCAUCACCUGGAGGAUUGUCAAUAUUCCCAAGGACUAAAAAGAGUAUUUGCCCAAAAUGAAGAAAUACAAGAAAUGGCUCAGAAUAAAUUCAUCAUGCUAAACCUUAUGCAUGAGACCACCGAUAAGAAUUUAUCACCUGAUGGGCAAUAUGUGCCUAGAAUCAUGUUUGUAGACCCUUCUUUAACAGUCAGGGCUGAUAUAACUGGAAGAUACUCUAACAGAUUGUAUACAUAUGAGCCUCAGGACUUACCCCUAUUGAUAGACAACAUGAAGAAAGCAUUAAGACUUAUUCAGAUAGAGUUAUAAGGGAUGACGGAAAAAUGCCUUCACUUCAAAGAAGUCAAAUUUCAUGGAGAAAACCUCUGGAACACCGACAAAUACUAAAUGUGCAAGUAUAGAGAUUUUGUAAUAUUACUAUUUAGUUUUUUUUAAUGUGUUUGCAAUAGUCUUAUUACAAUAAAUGUUUUUUUUUAAUCUGAGAAUGA
Messenger RNA from Cebus imitator (Panamanian white-faced capuchin), 809 nucleotides. RefSeq names its product anterior gradient 3, protein disulphide isomerase family member (gene AGR3). The transcript is spliced from 8 exons. Gene Ontology annotation, molecular function: dystroglycan binding. Gene Ontology annotation, cellular component: endoplasmic reticulum. The record is from RefSeq and is a predicted model, not a curated record. NCBI's taxonomy places the organism in Eukaryota, Metazoa, Chordata, Mammalia, Primates, Cebidae. The coding region runs from base 130 to 630 and encodes 166 amino acids.